UCUAAAGCCAAGUAACAUUCUUCUCAAUAAGGACAUGAGAGCUCGUGUUGGGGAUUUUGGCAUUGCUAGAGUUCUAGAUGAAGCAAUAAGCAAACAACCUAUGAAUUCCAAUAGCUCCAUAGGAAUAAGAGGUUCCAUCGGGUACAUUGCUCCAGAAUAUGGAGAAGGUCUUGCAGUAUCAACUUAUGGUGAUGUCUUUAGUCUCGGUAUCACUUUCAUUGAGCUGUUCACAGGAAAGAGCCCAACAAAUGAUAUGUUUAAAGAUGGGAUAAGUCUGCAUCAUUAUGCUGAGGUGGCUUUCCCGGACAAGGUUUCUGAGAUAGCAGAUGCCAACAUGUGGCUGAGUGAAGGAGCAAACACUAGCAAUGAUACAAGGUAUAUAACAAGAAUCAAGGAAUGUUUGUCUUCCGUCAUUCAGCUUGGCAUCUUGUGCUCAAAGCAAUUGCCCAUAGAGAGGUUAUCAAUGAGCAAUGCCGCAGCAGUGAUGCAUGCUAUCAGAGAUAAAUACAUCAGUACUCAGCAACUAAGUGAUGUCAGAUCAUAUUAGUAACCAUUGUCUUAUACUGUCAUGUACUCAUGUUUCUCAUGAAUGUUUUGUUAGAGUCUAUAAUAUAUUUUCAUCUUUGGUGGAUGUGUUCUAGACUUUAUCAAAGGCGGUGUUGUAUUGCCUUAUAUCAUAGAAACAAUAACAGUGUCAGGAAAAAAAAUUCAUUCUCAGGCUUAUCAACAGUAAGAGAACACAUAUUUUGUAGGUUUCAA
Molecule: messenger RNA, 759 nt
Organism: Panicum virgatum (switchgrass)
Lineage: Eukaryota; Viridiplantae; Streptophyta; Magnoliopsida; Poales; Poaceae
Product: receptor kinase-like protein Xa21
Exons: 2
Coding region: 35-547 (170 amino acids)
Biological process (GO): protein phosphorylation
Molecular function (GO): ATP binding; protein kinase activity
Source: RefSeq, a predicted model, not a curated record